AUGGAGACUUCAACAAGUGGAUCAUAUGAAUGCGAUACCUUGCCUGCUCCACGUCUCACUUUAGGCCCAACUCCUGAUCUAGACCAUAAUCGAUCUCCUUCACCUUUCUCGAAUUUUGAGUCUUCUUCUGCCGGCUCAUCUCCGCUCCAAACAAUCUCGGACAUUGAGAUGUAUACCACUCCAACUGCUCAGAGAAAACUAUGUGUUCGCCACCAGAGAAUGGCAGACGAGGGUACCAACUUAAAGCUUCAGCAGGCUCUUGAUGCUCUCCCUGUACAGGAGCGAGAAGCUGUGAAUGCCAUCUGGUCCGGUUUUUCCUCGUCUUCACACCCAAGGCGAGAACUCAUUCUCCAGGGCAUCCUCACUAUGUGCUGUUUUUCUCAGCUCUCCUUGUUAACGGAGCAGCUCGGUCAGCUAAUCCGCAUUGACCCAUUCAGUGUGCUUCCCCGCGAGGUGUCCCUCAGAAUCCUUGCGUGUCUCGACGCUACCUCUCUUUGUCGAGCUGCUCAAGUGAACAAGCAGUGGAAAAGCCUAGCCGAUGACGACGUCCUAUGGCGCGGAAUAUGUGAACAACAUAUCGGGCAAAAAUGCCUUAAAUGUGGAUGGGGGCUACCUAUUCUCGAACGAAAGCGCGUCGUCCGUAUGAACUCCGCGUCUCCAUCAUCGUCUCCUCCUUCAUUCCCACCUCAUCAUACCCCUGACUUGUUCGUUUCCGAAAUACCUGACGCCUUGCCGUUCACACGGCCUUGGAAGGAUGUAUAUUCAGAGCGCUUAUCAGUCGAGCGCAAUUGGCGUCGAGGACGAUGUUCCGUCCGGACGCUGCGUGGGCACACAGAUGGUGUUAUGUGUCUCCAGUUCAAUGAAACCUUACAGCAUCCUUCUUUCCCGAUCCUCAUCACGGGUUCGUACGACCGUACUGUGCGUGUGUGGAACAUUGAGACCGGCCUCGAGGUACGCUGUCUCCGUGGACAUACGCGUGCUGUGCGGGCAUUACAGUUCGACGAGGCGAAGUUGAUCACAGGGAGUAUGGACCACACCAUUCGAGUGUGGAACUGGAGAAGUGGAGAGUGCAUACGUACGCUUGAGGGACAUACGGAGGGUGUCGUUUGUCUCAACUUCGACUCCAACGUACUUGCUAGCGGGAGUGUGGAUACCACUGUAAAGGUAUGGAACUUCCGCACGGGCGAAGCGUUCACGCUUCGUGGGCACCGUGACUGGGUCAAUUCCGUGCGGCUAUGGGGGUCUGAAGAUCCGGUGGAUGUUGAGAUGGGCUGCGGAUCGGGUAGCGAGCCAAGGAUAUGUCAAGGCACGCUAUUGUUUUCGGCCUCAGAUGAUGGGACCAUUCGCCUAUGGGACCUUGCACGGCGGACAUGCGUGCGCCAGUUCACGGGACACGUGGGACAAGUGCAGAGCUUGAAACUACUGGAGGUAGACGAGCGGUGUGAUGAAGGCGUCAGCCGCCAAGAGCAGCGCAUCGCGGACAAUAACAUGGCCCAUGUCGCCCGAGUUGGAAACCCGAUGAACUCCUUCGAAGUUUGCACGGUUAUCACACACGAUGCUAAUAACGAGAGUAUGGAGGACAUCAAGAGCCUUGAUCGUGUCACUAGGGAAGUGCUGGCAGGUAGCAGUCGGAAACGUGCUAAGAGGCCGGUGCUCAUUUCUGGAAGCCUUGAUAACACUAUCAAGGUUUGGGACAUUGAUACGGCAAAAGCCACCCAGACUCUAUUCGGCCAUAUUGAAGGUGUUUGGGCGGUAGCGAGUGAUAAGCUGCGGUUAAUCAGUGGGAGUCAUGACCGUACUAUCAAGGUGUGGAACCGCGAGGAGGGCCGAUGUACAGCUACAUUGGUCGGACAUCGUGGCGCUGUAACAUGUUUGGGCCUUGGUGAGGACAAAAUUAUCUCUGGUAGUGAUGAUGGAGACAUCAGAAUAUGGUCUUUUGCUGGAGAUAUCCGGCUUUGA
Suillus bovinus is the source of this 1959-nucleotide messenger RNA. RefSeq names its product WD40 repeat-like protein. Gene Ontology annotation, molecular function: protein binding. The transcript has 3 exons. Bases 1 to 1959 code for a protein of 652 amino acids. NCBI's taxonomy places the organism in Eukaryota, Fungi, Basidiomycota, Agaricomycetes, Boletales, Suillaceae. The record is from RefSeq and is a predicted model, not a curated record.